This is a messenger RNA of Amaranthus tricolor (Joseph's coat), 3129 nucleotides long. RefSeq names its product pentatricopeptide repeat-containing protein At5g12100, mitochondrial. The transcript has a single exon. The record is from RefSeq and is a predicted model, not a curated record. Gene Ontology annotation, molecular function: protein binding. Bases 67 to 2511 code for a protein of 814 amino acids. NCBI's taxonomy places the organism in Eukaryota, Viridiplantae, Streptophyta, Magnoliopsida, Caryophyllales, Amaranthaceae.
GACCAUUCCUACCCCAAAACCACCUGAUAUACUCUUCAACAAUCUUAUUCAAUCAACAAACCAAUAAUGGUGAACCAAUUUCGUACCAUUCUUAGAAAACCCCCGCUAAUGCUCAUCAUAAACCCUAGUAGACCCAAUUUAAUUUCUCUUCUCCGAUAUCUUUCUUCCCUCAUUUCCUCAAAAUACAACGAUUCUACCAUACCCACUUCCCACAUUAGUUUGAAUAAGCAAGAAUUGUUGAAAAAACUUUUAAAUUAUGUACAAAGAUCCGAUUAUAUUUAUGCCAAGAAACUCAUGUUACCCCUAAUUACAUCCAAAUCCGUCUUUUCAUCUCCUGCUCAACUUUGCUCUGCAUUUUCUCUUUCCCGUUCUUCAUUAAAUUUAAAAUUUUCCAGCUUAGUUUUAUAUAUUUGUGCUGAUUCUAACCUCACCAACGAAGCAAUUGAGUUGUUUUAUUUUAUUAAGAAAAAUGGAAGCUUUCCAACUAUGGAAGCUUUCAAUAAAUUGAUUGAGUGCUUGAUUUCUAACCUUCAGUUUCAUAAGGUACUUAAUUUGUUUGAUGAUGCUUUGAAUUCCGGUAUAUCGGUGCCAAAAUUUGUUUAUUGUAAGGCAAUGCAGGCAUCUGUUAAGGUUGGUGAAUUGGAGCGAGGUUUGCAGUUGUUGAAACUAAUGGAGGAGAGAAAAAUUGGGUUUAACGUGUUUGUUUAUAAUGUUUUGAUUAGUGGUUUGUGUAAAGAAAAAAGGAUCAAUGAAGCAUACCAACUGUUUGUUGAAAUGUCUCAAAGAAAGUUGAUUCCUACUCGGGUUACAUAUAAUACAUUGAUUGAUGGGUACUGUAAAGUUGGGUGUUUAGAUGAAGCUUUUAGAUUGAAAGAAAGGAUGAAGCUUGGGAAUUUGUUGCCAAAUCAGGUUACUUUUAAUUCUCUGAUUAAUGGAUUGUAUAAGGCACAGAGGAUAAAGGAAGCGAGUCAGUUAUUAGAGGAGAUGAAAUCAUAUGGUUUCAUGCCUGAUGCAUUUACUUUGAGCAUUUUGUUUGAUGGGUUAUCAAGGUGCGGUAAUGCAGAUCCAUUGUCAUCUCUCUUAGAGGACGUUACUGCCAAAGGGAUUCAGAUGAGUUCAUAUACUUGUACUGUUUUGAUGAAUGGUUUGUGCAAGGAAGGGAAAGUAGAAACAGCUGAGAGAGUUCUAAACGAACUAGUUGAAAAUGGUGGUAAACCAACUGUAGUGGCAUGUAAUAUAAUCUUAAAUGGCAAUCUAGCAGCUGAUAACAUGGAAAAAGCCUUUUCGAUAUUGGAAAAGAUGGAGUCUUUUGGCCUAAGACCUUCUUUUGUUACUUUUAAUUCUUUGAUCAAGAAGUAUUGUGAAUUAGGAAACAUGGAGGAGGCAGAGAAAUGGACGGAAAAUAUGAGAGAUAAAGGAGUUGGACCUACCGUUGAGACGUACAACAUUCUCAUCGAUGGAUAUGGACGGAACCACAUGAUUGAUAAAUGUUUUGAGAAGCUGGAAAUCAUGGAGGAUCAUGGGUUAAAACCAAAUGUAGUAACUUAUGGCUCUCUUAUUAAUAGUCUUUGCAAACACGGUAAGCUUCUUGAAGCUCAAGUUGCCUGGGUAGAUAUGAUCGGAAGAGGGGUUCUACCUAAUGCUCAAAUAUAUAAUAUCAUGAUUGCUAGCCAAUGUAAUGCAGGGAAGCUGCAGGAUGCCUUUGGGUUAUUUGAUGAAAUGUUGCAAAAUAAUGUAUCUCCAACACUGGUUACUUAUAAUUCGCUUAUUAAUGGCCUGUGCAAGAAGGGAAAGCUUGAGGAAGCUGACGAUCUUCUUUCACAAAUCACUGAUAAGGGGUUGAAUCCUGAUGUAAUCACUUAUAAUUGUUUGAUUCAUGGGUUUUCUGGGGCUGGAAAAAUCGCAAAGUCGUUGGAUUUGUAUGAAUCUAUGAAGAAAAGGGGCAUCAAACCAACUUUAAGCACUUAUCAUCCGCUGAUUAGUAAUUGCAGCAAAAAGGGGUUAUCGUUAGUUGAUGAAAUGUAUCAUGAAAUGUUAAGAUUCGAUAUUACUCCUGAUAGAGUUGUAUAUAAUGACCUUAUUUAUGCCUAUGUGGAGCAUGGCAAUGUUGAGAAGGCGCUCACUAUGCAUGAUGAGAUGACAAGUAAGGAAAUUGAAGUUGAUAAGAUGACUUACAAUAGUUUGAUUUUGGGGCAAUUUAAGUUGGGAGAAAAGGAAGAAGUAAUGGAACUGAUCAGUGAUAUGAAAGCUAGAGGCUUUGUUGUAAAAGCUGAUACUUACACUAUACUAAUUGAUGGACUCUGCAACCUGAAAGACUUUGAUGGGGCAUAUAGUUGGUACCGAGAAAUGGUUGAGCUGGGUUUUCUCUUGGCUGCGGGCAUCUGUAAUAAGCUUAUAAGGGGCCUCAAAGAAGAAGGAAGACUAAAUGAGAUUAAGAUAAUCUGCUCAGAAAUGAGUGUAAAAGGUUUGGGUGAUCCAAUGGAGCUUCAUCUGCUGCCGCAGGGUGAAUAGCUGAUAACUUGGAAGAUGGAUUGUGUAAGAGCAGUUGAUUGAGCAUGUGCAGAAUGUGUAAAGAUUAAUCGACCGAAGAACUACAAACAGAGGUACCAGGGUAGAGAAUCAAUUAUUUACUGAUAACCAGGCAUCAUUCUUAAAAUUAAGGGUAUAAAUCUUACUUUGUCUAUGGAAUCAUUCUUUAUCUAGCUGUGGUAUCCGUUAUUGACUUCAACAUCCGGUAAAUUCCUGAUUACUUGAAAACAUUUGAUGGUCAUUGAUGAUCGAUAUCCAGGGUUUGGACUUUUUAGUCUACUCGCAAGCAUUAUAAAGUUGAGUUUGAACUACUGCCCUGUAGGAGUAAUAUGAGAUUAUCCUAAGUUUUGACCAAAUGAAUCAGCAUUUUGGGGAUGAGAAUACCCAGGGGUUGACUAGGAAUUCAUUAUAAUCGAUGAGGAGGUCUCAAUAAAUAACGGUAAUUUGUAAAGUUAACAAAUAACUCUUAUAUGUAUGAACAUUGUAAUUCUGUAAGUGUUUUUUAAAUGAACUCGUUUAAUUUUAAUUAUUUCCAUUUGUAAAUGAUGCAAAUUAAAAAGUACAGAAAAGUAAUAUAUUAUUUGUUUUCCGUAUUUAAAA